AUGUCCCUGCAGGUUUCUCCCAGGUCGUUGGAACCUUUUGGCGUAAACGACCCUAAGAUGGGUGCUGGUUGGAUAAAGCAUAAAGCAAAUGAAUCCUUGAGCAAGACAGCCCUCUACGACCUUCACGUCGCCCACGGCGCCAAGAUGGUUCCGUUUGGCGGGUUCCAUAUGCCCGUGCAGUACUCCUCGCUGUCCGUCUCGGCCUCGCACCACUUUACCCGCUCCCACGCCUCACUUUUCGACGUUGGCCACAUGGUGCAGCACCGGUUCUCUGGGCCGGGCGCCACCGAUUUCCUACAAAAGAUCACCCCGGCCUCGCUCAAGAGCUUGCCCAAGCACCAGAGUACGCUGUCGACACUGCUGUGGCCCGGCACCGGAGGCAUCGUCGACGACACGAUCGUGACGAAGCUCGACGAGGGCCUGUUCUACGUCGUCACCAACGCGGCGUGCCGCGACAAGGAUCUCGGAUACCUGAACGAGCAGCUGAGCAAGUGGGAGAAAGACGGCGGCGGGAAGAUCGAGCACGAGGUCCUCGACGGCUGGGGUCUGAUUGCCCUGCAGGGGCCGCUGUCCGAGGAGAUCCUGGCGUCUGUUGUGCUGGUUCCUGAGGAUGCCAAGCUGAAGGAGCUGUACUUUGGGCAGUCCCGCUUCGUCAUGCUCAGGGUCCGCGGCCGCGAGCUGAGCAAUCCUGUCCUGGUGAGCAGGGGCGGCUACACGGGCGAGGACGGCUUCGAGAUCUCGAUUCAUCCCGACGACACCGUGGCCGUCACGGAGGCGCUGCUCGAGAGCGCAGGGCCCAGCAAGCUGCAGCUUGCCGGUCUAGGAGCUAGGGAUAGUCUGAGGUUGGAGGCCGGCAUGUGUCUCUACGGUCAUGAUCUGGAUGACACGACAACACCUGUCGAGGCGGCGCUGAGCUGGGUCAUCGGCAAGGAUCGCAGAUCGCCUGAUGCCUUCCACGGCGCCGAGGUCAUCAUCCCGCAGCUUACCCCCAAGAGCAAGGGCGGAAGUGGUGUGGAGCGGCGGAGAGUCGGACUAGUGGUUGAAGGCGCGCCCGCAAGAGAGGGUGCCGAGAUUGUGGAUGGGGAGGGAAACAAGAUCGGUGUCAUCACGAGCGGGUGCCCGAGCCCGACCCUGGGCAAGAACAUCGCCAUGGGAUACAUCAAGGACGGACUGCACAAGAGCGGAACCGAGGUCAAGGUGAAGGUCAGGGGCAGAGAGAGGAAGGCCGUCGUAUCAAAGAUGCCUUUUGUGCCUAGCAAGUACUGGAAGGGCACUGCUCCCGCGUGA
Messenger RNA from Truncatella angustata, 1287 nucleotides. RefSeq lists its product as uncharacterized. Gene Ontology annotation, molecular function: protein binding; aminomethyltransferase activity. The record is from RefSeq and is a predicted model, not a curated record. NCBI's taxonomy places the organism in Eukaryota, Fungi, Ascomycota, Sordariomycetes, Amphisphaeriales, Sporocadaceae. Gene Ontology annotation, cellular component: mitochondrion. Bases 1 to 1287 code for a protein of 428 amino acids. Gene Ontology annotation, biological process: glycine catabolic process. The transcript is spliced from 2 exons.